AUGGGGGACCUGUCAGUUCCACCGCCUGCGUUCAUUAAUACUACGACGAUUGCAUCACCACCGGUAAGUCAAACAUCGACAACGGUCAGCGCGUCUACUCAAACAUCGACCAUGGUCAGUAUAGCGACCCAAACGUAUACGUUGUCGAAUAAAUCUACUCAAACGGCAACAAUGAUAGAUGCAUCGGUACCGGCACGUAAAGCCGUGAUCAGCGAUGGUCAAACGGCGGUGGUUAUUCAACAUAUGCCGCUGCCGUUUAUCAAGACGACUAUACCACCAGCGACGAUUGUGGACCUGUCGGUUCCACCGCCUGCGUUUAUUGAUACUACGACCAUUGCACCACCACCGGUAAGUCAAACAUCGACAACGGUCAGCGCGUCUACUCAAACAUCGACCAUGGUCAGUAUAGCGACCCAAACGUAUACGUUGUCGAAUAAAUCUACUCAAACGGCAACAAUGAUAGAUGCAUCGGUACCGUCACGUGAAGCCGUGAUCAGCGAUGGUCAAACGGCG
This is a messenger RNA of Adelges cooleyi (spruce gall adelgid), 513 nucleotides long. Its product is annotated as mucin-2-like. NCBI's taxonomy places the organism in Eukaryota, Metazoa, Arthropoda, Insecta, Hemiptera, Adelgidae. The transcript is spliced from 2 exons. The annotation marks the transcript as partial. The record is from RefSeq and is a predicted model, not a curated record.